AUGUCAGUGGAGACAGCAUGCGAGCACACCUACCUAGCACACUCUAGUGAAGGGGAAGCCUCUGGAGAUGGGCCCGCUGCGAGGUUGACAAGAAUUGGUGGUUGGGUUUUGUAUGUCACCGCCAGGUCGACCGCCUUUGGGAAAGAGAUCAGGCCGAUAUCAAAACAACACAGAUCUGGGGUCAAGCCAUUCAGCAUGAUUCCAGACAUCCUCGGAACCAUGCCGGCGGGUAUGGUUUAUUUGUCAAGUCAUUUUCCAGUUCUUGGGGUGAAACAUGAGGUUACGUUGAAGAUGGGAGCGCGCUUAACCACCACCGAUGGCACUAUACCGAACGCUAAACAUUCAGCCUCUGGCAACUCACUCCGGGACAUUGAAAAUGAGAGGCACAGUAAACCUAACGAACAGACGAGCAUCCCAAGGCAAUCCGGCAUCUCAUUUGUGAAUUGCAGUCACGAUGAGAAACAAAGGACAAGGAAGGAAGGUUUCUGA
This is a messenger RNA of Neurospora tetrasperma FGSC 2508, 489 nucleotides long. RefSeq lists its product as uncharacterized. The record is from RefSeq and is a predicted model, not a curated record. Lineage: Eukaryota; Fungi; Ascomycota; Sordariomycetes; Sordariales; Sordariaceae. The transcript has 3 exons. Bases 1 to 489 code for a protein of 162 amino acids.